UAUUAUUAAACUUAUAUGUAAAAUUUUUGUAAAUAUUUUUAAAAUUAAGUUCUAUAUUCUUUGCAGUCAAUAUUUUUUUUCUAUGGCCAAUAAUUUAAUUUUGUAACUGAUAAUUAUCUUAAACUAUAAUUUCUAGUAUAAUUAUGGUUGACAGUGCUCUAACUGAAAAAGUACUAUUAGCUACUGGUGGAUAUGACCAUACAAUAAAAUUAUGGCAUGCUAAUACUGGAGUUUGCAAUAGAAGUUUAACUCAUUUAGAUUCUCAAGUAAAUGCAUUGGAAAUAACUCCUGAUAGACAACUUCUAGCAGCUGCUGGUUUUCAACAUAUACGAAUGUAUGAUUUAAACUCAAGUAAUCCAAAUCCAAUUUUGAAUUAUGAAGGUAUAUCUAAAAAUAUAACAGGAGUUGGCUUCCAUGAAGAUGGUAAAUGGAUGUUUACAUGUGGGGAAGAUUGCAGUGCUCGUGUAUGGGAUUUAAGGUCUAGAAAUUUACAAUGUCAAAGAAUAUUUCAAACAAAUGCUCCUAUUACAAGUAUAUGUCUACAUCCAAAUCAAGGUGAACUUAUUUUAAGUGAUCAAUCUGGUUUAUUACAUAUAUGGGACUUAAAGACUGAUCAUAAUGAACAACUUAUACCUGAGGUUGAUGCUUCUAUACAGUGUGUAGCUGUAGACUCUAAUGCAAAUUAUGUAGCAUCUGUUAAUAACAAAGGAAAUUGUUAUCUUUGGAAAUUUAAUGGAGAUGGAUCUAGAUUAAGUCCUGAGCAUAAAAUGACAGCUCAUAGAAAGUAUGCUCUCCAUUGUAAAUUUAGCCCAAAUUCAACUUUAUUAGUAACUACAUCAGCAGAUCAAACAGCUUGUGUAUGGAAAACAAGCGACUUUUCAUUGAAACAAGAGUUAAAAGAUGACCAUCAACGAUGGGUUUGGGAUACUGCGUUCAGUAAUGAUUCUGAACACUUGUUAACAGCUUCAUCAGAUGGUGUAGCAAGAUUAUGGAAUAUAGAAACUGGCAAUAUAGAACGUGAAUAUGAAGGUCAUCAAAAAGCACUAACUGCAUUAGCAUUCUGUGAUCCCUACAGUUGAUAUAAUGAAAAAUAAAUUUAAACUUUUUUAAAUAA
Daktulosphaira vitifoliae (grape phylloxera) is the source of this 1114-nucleotide messenger RNA. It is a transcript of the gene Lst8, whose product is annotated as target of rapamycin complex subunit lst8. NCBI's taxonomy places the organism in Eukaryota, Metazoa, Arthropoda, Insecta, Hemiptera, Phylloxeridae. Gene Ontology annotation, cellular component: TORC2 complex; TORC1 complex. Bases 144 to 1079 code for a protein of 311 amino acids. Gene Ontology annotation, molecular function: protein binding. Gene Ontology annotation, biological process: TOR signaling; regulation of actin cytoskeleton organization. The transcript has 7 exons. The record is from RefSeq and is a predicted model, not a curated record.